GCGGUCACGCAAUAAAGCAAGUUUUGUCUGCUGCGAAGGGGUGGUGAGCUUCUUCCGUCCUUAGCGGCCCCGGCCCGGCACCAUGGCUGCGGUGAUCCUGGGGCAGGCAGCAGCCCCCGCCGCGGCGACGGCUCUCCGCUAACCUCCCUCGGCAGCGGGAGUGGCCACUCCACCGGCCAUCCGUGCCGCGGCCGCCCGCCGCAGAGCGCGGAGCUCCGCGCCGCCGGAGAGCGGCGGUUCCCCGGCUCGGCGCGGCACCAUGUGGGGUGGGCUGCACUCCCAGAUCGGCCUGCGCGGCUACAAGGCUGGCUCAGAUUAUUCCUCAGUGGGAUGGUUACCUGGUACUGAAUCCCUGUGGCAGUCCACAACCAUUUCAUCAAGCAGUCAAAGCAAUCCUGUCAGAAGACACAGUAUAGCUUCCGACAGCGGGGACACUGGGAUUGGUACCUCCUGUUCUGAUAGUGUGGAAGAUCAUUCAGUUUCAAGUGGAACAUCCUCAUUUAAGCCCAGCCGAUCACUGGUUUCUAUUCCCACUGCCCAUGUGAUGCCGUCUAAUGCCAGCUCUUCACUUUCCAAACACAGAGAAGCUUUCAAGUCUGAUGGCUCGAAGUGGAGUACAAGCUUUGUACGGUCAGGAGGAGGCAGAAAUCAGGGUGCCCUGGACAAUUCUCUUGACAUGAAAGAUGCAAGACCUGUAAGAAAAUGGUCCUCUUUGUCUAAACUCAGCUCAUCAAAUACCUUCAGCCAAGAUGGUAGUAGUCAUUCGGUGGACUCCAGGGCUAGUACAGACAAAGUUGUGUCGCCACAAUUAAGGACAAAUGGGCCAAGUUGUUUGCACGAUAGCAUGGAGCUACUAAAAAUUGAGGACAAAGAAAUGGUGAAAAAACGAUCCUCUCUACUAGACUGCAAAUACAAAUUUGAAACGUGCAGCAAAGACGAUUUUGUUUCAGAUUCCCCGAGUAGGAGACAUGCCUUAGACUUGACCUACAGUGCCUUACCUGAAAGCAAACCUACAGCAACCAGUUGUGAAACUUUUGGGCAGAGAUAUGCAACUCUGGGACAACAGGCUGUGGGUGGAGCUCCCAUACAGCCAGCAGUGAGGACUCAAAUGUGGCUUAAAGAACAGCUACGUGCAAAUCCCCUGGACUGCAGAACUGCUGAGGAGCCCUACGGUGGAGCUGCGUGGCAUGUGCAGCAACUUGAAGAUUUUAGAACAGGAGAUGAACAAGCUGUGCAGAUUCCAACUGGAACAUCUCGUCAAAGUUACCCAGCUACCAGCUAUCAGGACUUGAGCAACUGGGAAUCUAUAAUGAAAGUUAAAGAGGGACUACUAAGACAGAGGGAGAUUGUGAUAGAUCGGCAAAAGCAGCAAAUUAACAAUUUACAUCAGAAAAUAAGGGAGAAUGAAUUACGAGCUCAACAUGCAAGACUGAGCCAUCUUGUGAAUUGCGAAGAACCUUAUAUGACUAAUUUGCAGCAACCACAGUAUGAAGGCACAUCCCUGCAACCUCACGUUUCAGAAAGAUCAACACCCCACCUUGAGGAGCUUGAGCGAAAGAUUGCAGCAGCUGAGAAUAAGGAAUUACAGCUCGGUGAAUUGUUAAAACAAAUUUCAAAUAAAUCUAGUGAGGAGAAAAAGAAGAUGGAAGAGAAACUUAAAACUAGAGACCGGUAUAUUAAUAGCCUGAAAAAGAAAUGCCAGAAAGAGUCUGAGCAAAACAAAGAAAAGCAAAGAAGAAUUGAAACCUUAGAGAAAUACCUGGCUGACCUACCAACGCUGGAUGAUAUAGAAGGGCAGACAAAACAGCUGCAAAUUCUAGAAGAGAAGAACAAGCAACUUCAAGAAACUAUGACCGAGUUAGAAAAGAAGCUGGGAGAGGCCCGAUCGCAGUGCAGAGAGAAAGAAUUGCAGCUGGUGUGUCAAAAGAAAAAAGAAAAAGAGCUGGUCACUACCGUACAGAGUUUGCAACAGAAAGUAGAAAAAUGCCUCGAAGAUGGUAUUCGCCUUCCCAUGUUGGACACAAAGCAGCUUCAGAAUGAGAAUGAAUGUCUUAAAGAAAAGAAUGAGAAAGCCAGUAAGGUCAUAGACAAUCAACAAAAUCAGAUAGCUGGACUGAUCUUAGACGUGCAGUCUAUGCAAGAGAAGCUUUUGCAAGAAAAGCUGAUAGUUCAGAAGAUGGCAAACGAGCUUGAAGAAAAAGAAAGGAAUAUAGAGCAGUUAAAUAAAACUCUCUCUGAAAACCAAAGACUGCUGGAAGAGAAUGCCUGCCUGAAGGAGCAGAUGCGGCAGGUGGAGCAGUCCAGGCAGCCAGUAUCUGAGAAGAUGCCCAUAGCAGACCAGUUGUUCAAGGAAAUGUCCCAUUGCUUGUUUGACUUGAAAGCACUGUGCAGUAUACUCACCCAGAGAGCUCAGGGCAAGGAGCCUAACCUUUCCUUACUGCUGGGAAUCAGAUCACUGAGCUGUUCAUCUGAAGAGAACGAAAAUUACCACAGCACAGAAACCCUUUCAAAGAAGCUCUUGGACGUUUGUCAGUUACGGAAGGACAUUGAUGAAUUGAGGACGAUAAUGUCAGACCGUUAUGCUCAGGACAUGGGGGAGAAUUGCAUUACUCAAUGACAACAUUUCAGCUGGUAGCAAAUGACUUAUUAAAUGCUGCUGUGCCACAGACAGGUCUUUGCAUUUCUAAUAAGGAGCCAUACUGUAAGGCCGCAAAUCGCAGCGCACAUGCAUCUCUCUGAGGACUGUGCGUAGUCAAUCUCGGGAGUCUGGUGGGGAGGGGAGAGUCUUCAUUUGGGCAGCCUGGUAGAAACCACUAGAAAGAAAUCUUUUCUCCAAACUACUGAAUGUAGGAACAAGCUGUGAAGAAUGAUCCAGUUGGAUACUCUGUUUCCUUCAUUGGGGUUUAUUUUAUUGCUUCUCCUAGUUUCUGGGAUCAGAGCAUCAAAACAGCCAUGCUGCUGCUACUCUGCCAUUUCCUCCAUUAGGGGUUUGUGUGACAUUAUUUGUGUUCUGAAAUACUAGAACAAAGGGUUGAAGGACGUAUAGCUGCAUGUGGUGAAACCAGAGGCUUCUGCAACUGCACUUCACUCUAGGAAUUGUGGCUGGAACAAUCUCAGAGCACUACAGGUAGUAGUUGCUCUUCAGGUUGCCUGAAAGUUGAUAUAGAAAAGGUGUUGAUUAUAGUCAUGUCUAGCUUGUUUAACCAGUAGCAGAAGAAAACCAAGUUUCAACUCCUUUAUGCAAACAAAGUCCAUAAAAGACAGCGCUAUCAUUCUUUUAAGCACUCGAUAUUAUUAAGCCUUUGAGAAACCCAGAGAAGCUGGAUGACAUGAAACUGCAGCAUAGUAUGUGGCUGUCAGGAGAGGGGGGGGAAAAAAAAGGGACUAUAUUAUAUUGUUUGCACCAUACUCUUUUUUCCUUUUUUUUUUUUUUCCUCCUUAGAUCAUCUCUAUUUUUAAAUGUAGCUGGUCUGUGUUCCAUCCCUGAAGGCCUCUGAUGAGAUUGAACCACUCAGCCGCUUUUUACCGCAGCUGCAAAAUGUGUGUUUGGCACUUGGAAAAAUCAGUGCUCAGAACAGAAUGUUUCUACUUAGUAGUAUUAAAUACUCAGUUAUCUGAAGACUGUAAAAAUUUCCACAAUGUUUGGGAAUUCUUGAUUUCUCUGUUUAUGUAGGAAGCAAUUCUAUUUUAAAAAAAACGGAUCAUGUUCCGUAGCUUAUUCAGUGAGCGUCACUUGGCAAUGCAGUUGAACUCCCGUGGGAUGGGUGACGUGGUAACGCUUCACAUUUCUUGGAACAAGCUAGCUGCACAGUUAUGCAUGGUGUGAAAUAGUAGUUAACCAAAGGAAACAAAAACUUGCAAAGAGCAAAACCACUCCCAGACCACACUGUUAAGAAAAUAUUUGAGCAUCGCUUACAUAUAUGGUAGGUAUUAAAAGAAAGGUUCAAAUGAGUGUGGUACAAGUCAGUCAACUGCCCCAUAGUAUGGAUAACAGCAAAAAUCUUUUAGAAGGCCUAGUGGUUAAACCAAGUAAAUUCUAGGGCAACAUUUUUGUGGUGGAAGUGUUGGUAUCUUCAGUUUUCUGAUUAUUUUAAUAGGAGAAAAAUGGUAUAGCAGCGUGGACUGGCUACCAGUUUUAACUUGAUGUCUUGCUUUCUGUUUGUUGUUAAACAGUUAUCUUUAAUAAUGUUUUUAUAAUGUAGGAGUUUCAUUUUUUGUAGCUGUAUAAACUUAUUUAUUUGACAGUUUUCUCUAUUCCUGAACCUACCCAUGGAGUAAUUUGUGAAAAAUAGUGUUGCUAUUUAUGUUAUUGCUACAUAGUGUUUUCAGAUAGAUUAAUCUGACUGGUUCAGCUCCUGUGAGCACUAAAACGGUGUCUGGAUAAAAUCUCCAGUGAAAUUGCCCAGAGUCUCUACUUCAAGGUGAAAAACCGAGGCCACUUCAUUUUAAUUUCCAUGCCCUUUCUAUAGGUUUGAGGGUGAACUUUCAUUGUAGUGCUGAAAUGAAAACAAGGUCUUUGCACAAGUGGGCUUGCCCAGUUUCCUGUGCCUCUGACAGUAUUGUCUUUUGUGACCAGGGCCCUGGCUUGUUCUUUUGACCCUGCAGGGAAGUAGUAGUCUGUUGUUUAUGGCAUCUGUCUCAUCAAAACCCAGCGAUAGCAUUUCAGAUGACAGAUGUAUUGAGGAGUGAGGAAACACCCAGGUUGCACGUUUUUAUUUCCUUAGAUGGACACAUUGCACCUAUAAAGAAAUUAUGAAGCAAAAUGCUUUUCUAAAUUUGGUGGAAGUAACAAGGAGCUUAACAGAGCAAUUGGAGAGGAGAAGGAGAUUUAUUAUUUUUUUGACUCAGUUUGAACUAUUAAGCUGGUCAUUUGGCUGGUGUGCCUCCAGCAUCCCCCCAUUAUAUGGUGAUACUGUACUGCAGAGUGGAGAUGGACGGGUUAUAUUUGCAAAGCACUUCAGGAGCUUUUAUGCUCUUCAAGUAUUGGUUAAAAGUCCCUCAAUUUUAUUUGUAGUCCUUCUCUUCCAGCGCUGCAGUCUUGCAUGAUAAUGUUUUUUAUUACAGAAUAUGUAAUAUUUAUAUUGACUUGAAAGCACUUGAUUUUAAAAACCCCUGAGUUUAUCUGCCUCGGUCAAAGUCAAGUAGGGAGGUAAAUGAUGGAUGUAUGAGCCAAAGAUGCAGACUACCAGUUGACUCUCUAUAGCGAUCCAGAAGUUUGCUUUGGUUUCUUAAAAUUUGGCCUGUUGUAGUAGUAGCUGUGACUAUACACGCAUCAGUUUACGGAUGCCUCUAAAUGGAAUAAGCUUUGUCUCAGAUAUGCAUGAUUGUUUAAUUGGUUAAAAUAUAGUGUGUGUGAUCUCAGCAUAUUUAAUACAGAGUUGUUUAAUGAAUGCUAACAUUGGAAUUGCUUAGAUUUAGUCAUGACAACUUUUUGCUGUAGCUAUUGGACAAUCUCAAGGGCUGAAAAACAACGCUAACGAAUGGAAACUGUACCUUUCUGGUUGUCAGCAACUUUGUACAGGAAUUUUUUGUAUCAUUUCAGAUGGCAUUUAUACAAUCUUUUAGAGGAUACUUACAGUAACUACUGUAUUAAGAAUGUAUUUUGAAAAAGACUUGGAAAGUAACUGUCUUUGGACAAGCUAUAGAUGAUGCUAUGUAUUUACUAUAUAGAAUUAACGCAGCUCAGUUGUGUAAAUGUGGUUUAGGUUGGUAGCCUCAACUGUGCAGCUUUGUAGUGUGGUAGUUGUGUGAAAGAGUGGAGAUUUGCUGUAACCACCCACUUAGGCUCCGGCAUUCAAAGCUGCAGGUGGCCAUGAAGUCAUUACAAGGGCUGAAAUUUUGUCCUUUUCACUUCAAAAGGUUUCAUUUCUUCCUUCUUCAUGCCCUCGCUGCCCACCUUUUCUAGCAAACGGCUUUUUUUUUUUAAUGUUUUUCUUGCAGGAUAAAACACAAGGAAAGAAAGCAAGCAAACCCCUUCCCCCCACAACCUGUUGCCCUGGCAGAGGCAGCAGCAACAUGCUGCACUCUCUCCAUAUUGGGUGUAGUUUGUUCCAGUUUUCCUUACCCUUACCAGUGGCGUUAUGCAGGUGGAGCUGGGCUUUGCGUUGGGUUUUUGUCACUGAUAUGCUGAGCUCUGAGAGGGGAAAAGAUCAUCCAAACUAAUCUGCAUUCUUAGACUGCAAACAAGUCAAUGGUUGUUAUCUAAAGGGAUGACUUAUUCUGGUAGCUCCUUAGCAAUAUCAGUUCCACAGCUGCAUACCUUUGUGCCUUUUUUGCCCGAGGUAAGUGUAUAUUCCCCUUAGCUUUAGCUAAGUUGUUAGAACAAUGACAACUGCACCUUGUUUUUCUCCUACCUGCUGAUAGUUGUUCAGGAAGCUUUGGUAGGAGGAACUCUGGCGUAAUGUCUAAGAUACAGAAGUACUUAAACUAGGUACUGGAUGUACACUCUGAAUGUUGGGCUGGUCGUAGUCUGCAGCUUUUUUGAAUAUGAAGCGUGAUUUGGAAACUCAAAUCACAGCAUGUUAAUUUUGUUUAUAUGAAUUACAGCGUAUCACUAGUUCAGUGGGGAGGAGUGUCUGGAGCUAUCUUUAAAAGCACAGCUGACAUAUGUACUGGAUCAGUCCCUGAAGACUGGUAGUAUUGUAAAUUGGGUUCAAUUUUUGAACCGCUCAGAAUACCUCAUAUGUAAAUAAGAGUUGUCAUGACUUAAUCACAAUGUGUUCAUUGUAAAAAGUAAAGGAGCCACUGGCUGGCUCAGCUUUAGGCUUGUUGUUCUUGCCUCUUUUUGUAUUUUUUUUUUAAGUAGGGUUUACAGCUAGAAUUUUGAAUGCCAAAGUUCUAUUUAUUAAAUAAUAAUAAAAGUUUUCAUUGUUAAUGACUGGUAUUUUUCCACUGGAAUUUGUUGAUGUUUGGGAUUUGUAUCCACAGAGCAAAAAUAAAUUUUGUU
Molecule: messenger RNA, 6946 nt
Organism: Colius striatus (speckled mousebird)
Lineage: Eukaryota; Metazoa; Chordata; Aves; Coliiformes; Coliidae
Gene: CEP85L
Product: centrosomal protein 85 like
Exons: 13
Coding region: 260-2617 (785 amino acids)
Cellular component (GO): centrosome
Source: RefSeq, a predicted model, not a curated record